Messenger RNA from Paramormyrops kingsleyae, 3725 nucleotides. It is a transcript of the gene blvra, whose product is annotated as biliverdin reductase A. The record is from RefSeq and is a predicted model, not a curated record. Gene Ontology annotation, molecular function: biliverdin reductase [NAD(P)H] activity; zinc ion binding; nucleotide binding. Lineage: Eukaryota; Metazoa; Chordata; Actinopteri; Osteoglossiformes; Mormyridae. Gene Ontology annotation, biological process: heme catabolic process.
CACGUGACUCGGAGCGAUAACGUGUGGCCGUCGCCUUCUAUAUGUUGUUGUCAUCACUGGGGCGCGCUCCUGGUCGGCUGUGUGUGACAGUGCGAUCAUAUUGAUAAGAUCUAUUGAUCUUAUUCGUCCAGCUGCAGGAAGUUGGCGAUUCCCGGAGCGUCCGGUCGGUGCAACGCCCAUUCGCACAGGGGGAGAAUGUUCGGCGUGGUGGUUUUAGGGGUCGGCAUGGCAGGCCAGGUUAGGAUCAGGGACCUGGUGUCGCCUCUGCCGUCCAGCCCGGCCGAGAAGUUCAGCAUCAAAGGGUUUGUUUCCAGGAGAGCUCUGGAAGAUCAGCAGGGUGUGAAGCAGAUCCCUCUGGAGGAAGCCCUGAGUCGCGAGGACAUCCAUGCAGCCAUAGUGAGCACAGAGAACUCCUCCCACGAAGAGCACGUCAGGAGCUUCCUGGAGGCCGGGAAGCACGUCUGCGUGGAGUACCCCAUGGCGCUGUCCCACGCUGCCGCCGUCCAGCUCUGGGACCUGGCCGCUGGAAAGGGGAAGGUGCUGCAUGUGGAGCACAUUGAGCUGCUCACAGCUGAGUACAAGCAGCUGAAAAAGGAGCUAUCUGGCAAGAAGCUUCUGGAAGGGAGUCUGCACUUCACAGGCGGCCCCCUCCCGGCUGGCUUCGCCUCCCUGGCCUUUAGCGGCGUCUCCCGCCUGACCUGGCUGGUGGACCUGUUCGGUGAGCUGAGCGUGACGGGGGCCAGCGUGGAGGAGGACGUGGAGGCGCAGCACGUGAAGCUCACGGCCCGGCUGCUGACAGAGGAGCAGAGGCCCCUGACGUGGAUCGAGGAGCGGGGCCCGGGCCUCCGGCGCUCCAAGGCCAUCAGCUUCCGCUUGGCGUGCGGCACAGUGGACCGGCUGCCGGAGGCGCCGCGGGACGCCGUGGGGCUCUUCGCGCAGGAUCUCUGCAUCUUCGGCCAGAAGCUGCUGGGCCAGGUGCCCGACGAGGCCCUGUCCGCGGAGCGCCGACGCAUCCUGCACUGCCUGCAGCUGGCCGAGCGCAUCCAGCAGCUGGCUAAGGGACAGGCGUGACGGCGCCCUCUACAGGGGGGGUGGGAUGUUGCAUGUCAGAUCCACACUGCACUUUCUGUGACCCCCUGUCCACACACUCCAACAGCACACACAUGCUUUUCUUGGGGACUUUGUGGUGUUUCUCUCUAUACUAACAACAAAACAAAUAAAGUAGCUGUAUUCUUAAUGUUUUAGUUAUUAUAUGACUCCACCCUGGUUUGAUUUGUCAUCCCACUUUCUUAACGCAAAUGUCCUGGUUGUUUGUUUGCAUGCAAAGGUAACCUCCCCCCCCCCCCUUACUGGAAGGGAAAUGGGUUCUUAAUGGUUAUUCGGGGGUGAAAUAGACGAGGUGAUGAUUUAGGUUCUGGUCUGUCGUCUUGCUCAGACAGAUACAGGCGGUACGCCCCCCCACUUCAUAUCUGUCCGGAUGUUUCCCCCAGAGAGUCAAAACCUGACUACACACUAAUCUAUGAUACCACAUUCAGUCUGAGGAUGAGUGUGCAGCCACACGCCGCCCUCCUGAUUCCCCGCAGUCUGAGGAUGACACUGUAGGUCACGUUGGCAUUUCCUCGGCACCCUCCUGGUAUUUGGUGAAGGAGAACCGCCCCACUGAGUGUCCAUCAAACUGCUGCUGGCCUCACUGCCGGCCUGUAAUCUGGGACCACAUGGUGUCAGGAUGGAGAAUUAAAACAUUAACAGACUUACAUUUUAAUCACUUGUAUGCAGUUACACAUUGCAUGCCUGCCUGACCUUCCUAAUUUGCUCUUCACCGUAAGCAUUAUAAUAAAUUAAUUAGGCAAAUUCCUUAGAGUGCGAUUGAUGCACGAACACAGCCGAAAACGUGUGUGAAUAACUGUAACGCACACAGGCGUAAAAUUAACAUCAGCUAUUGUUAAUUGUUCAUUCUUGCACCGCUCGCUGUUCUUAGAGGGAGUCGUAGAAUAACGGUUCGAUUUUAUCCUCUCUCUCACGUUUUCUCCUUCCUUUUCUCUACAAAAUCCAUGUUUUCACACCGAAAAAUAACCCAGAUUCAGACUUAACAGCUCCUCUCCCAGGAGCUGCAGGGCGGCUGUCUUUGCGAGCCUGGAUGUUGCUGUAGCCGUUCGCCUGCCUGUCAGAGGGUGACGUGCGAUUCUGGUCUGCAGUUAAUGUGGUACAUUCAUCAUCUGAAGCGCUCAUUCAGCUCUUCAUGGAGAAAGCUUUAUUUAUGCUGUGUAUCCAGUUUGGGUCUGGAGGGAAAAAUAUGCUUUUCUAUUGACCUAUUUGUGUCUAGUUGUCAGUUUGUUCAAGGCAAAUGGAUUCAGAGGGCAGCAUUCAAAGCUUUAUAGCUCUUGACAAUGCAGAGCUCAGCAGCUGCAGUGAAAUCCAGCUUCAUUCUCUGUGUCUGGCAGAUAUGGAAUGGAUUGAUGAGUGUUACAGUUUGUGCGGAAUGCAAUAUAUGAACAAGUAAGCAGACAGGUCUAAGUUAGGCUUUGUAACACUUACUGCACAAAGACUGAGCUGGCCUGCACAGACACGACAUGCUUUUGACAGAGACUGAAAAUGCCAUUUUCAUUGCAGGGAUGAUCUCAUUACUCCUGCUCUGUUUUAGUGUCUUGUUGAGAUUGAAUUCUUUGCAGACAAAAAGAAAAAAAAUGCCUCCACAUGAAUGAACGUGUGCCAGCUUAUCACUGACUGGGUUAUUUAAGAAUUUUCUGUUUGAGUAUCAUUUGUAACGGCUGGUGCAUGAGUGAGCAGAACAUUUAUUCGUUUUUUUUCCAAAGCUAUAUACCGUCCCCUGUGAAUGCAUCUAAACAAACUUGGUUGUUUCUAACAAUAUUUAAAUUAGAAUUAGUCAUUAAAACAAACAAUGUGUUGACUUUCACUCAACCUAAAAUGCAUCUAAUGCUUGAAAUACAUUCAGUUACCAUGUUACUGACAUGUUACAUGUUGUUCCGCUUCAUACCUCUUUCGCGUUUCUUCCACACACACAGUAAAUGUAUGCGGCGUGUUCCGGUCUUUGCAUGGUCUUUCGUAAGAAACAGGAGUUAGUGCUAAAUGACGGUGUGUGCCUUGCCUUAAAAUGCACCAUUCAGUUAGAAUCAUACAAGAUUCACAUCAAGUUUUCAAACAUCCAAUUUUGAAAAGUAAAAACAAAUUCGAUCAGGUCUCUGGUGCGAAAUGUGCUGGGAUUCACAUGCCCAUCUGCUCAUUUUGGCAGGACUCCUGUGUUGUAACUGAAGUACGUUUCUCAUUUGCCAAAGUAGUAAGUGAUGCAUAUUAUUUGCAUAUUAGGCUGUAACCCUUGAGAAUAUUGUAAGUGGUUAUGUUAAGAUGUAAUUGCUGAUUAUCUUCAGCUAGACAGUGGGGUGAGUGAUUCUGCCCUGGAGUAUUUUCUCGUGUCUUCAGGGGUGUCCAGGUAACUGACAGAGAGGUGGAUUAACAUCUAAAGUUAUAGACGACCUGAUAAGUCUGUAUCUGCUCUAUUCUCAGUACAUCAUUUAAUUUAAUGGCCCCCAACUCUCCUAAACCUUCAUUUUGUUUUUAGAAAAACAAAAAUCCCUCUAUUCAUUGUAGUGAAUUUGAGCUUUUAAAAAUGUAUGUUUUGUUGAUAGUAAUACUUUAUGCAAAUGAAGCUUAUUCAGUUUAUAUUCUGACAGAGAACUUGGACAUUUAUGUAAAAAUGCGAUGCACAA